Sclerotinia trifoliorum is the source of this 4056-nucleotide messenger RNA. The record is from the annotation of a GenBank genome assembly. NCBI's taxonomy places the organism in Eukaryota, Fungi, Ascomycota, Leotiomycetes, Helotiales, Sclerotiniaceae.
CUUUUAUAUUCAAACAUUCAUUGUCGAAAUUACUUCAUCCACUCGUAUGAAGAGAUGAAUUCAAACACUUCCUCUAACUUUACUCCCCAUACUAACGUUCUCAACACCCCCAAAUAGAAUUUCUUAAGUCGGUUAAGAAAUUCACACUUUUACUUCAACAACUUACACACCCACAGUUGCGCAAUAUUAAGUAUAACCAUUACAUCCAAGAUAAAGAAUCUAAGACGUAGUGUCAUUUGUCUCGAUCUUCCCGUAUACAUUGAAAUAUUAAUACAAUGUCUGGUUUCCCUGGCGAUAUACCAGAGUAUGACUUUACUACUGAUUCGGGUCAUCAAUAUCCGGACCCGGAAGCAAGCCAAAGCCAAAGUCUAAUAUGGCCGACCCAACCCCCAUUGCCAGCGCAAGGCACCGGUGAUGCCAGUCUGGACAAUGCAAGGGCCGAGUUUGCUACAAUGAGUACGGAGCAGAGGAGACAAAGACGAGAGCAGGUAGAAGGCGCGGAUGAUAUCCUAGAUAUGGAUCUUGGGUGAGUAGCUGAGAAAAGGAAGUUUCUUUAACAAUGAUUUGACUUUUUUGAUAGUGACGAGUCGGAUGACUCUGAUCCCGAUUACCGGGAAUUUGGUAGAGGUAUUCGCAAAAUGCAGGAUGAUGUUCGCCAGGCUAGACAUCUAGAGAGUGAUUCAGAUGAAUCCGAUGAGGGUCCGAUGAGCCGUAAAACCAAAGGAAAACGACGCGGCGCCCGAGGCGGUAAAGGUCGUAAGGCUGGUAUCAGAGGUCCUCGGAAAGCUGCGGAGCCAACUGGUGACAUCAAGCUGCGUUUGGGUCAAGCUAAUCAAGCAUUUUUGAACGGACGUUGCGAAGAGGCUAGAGAUAUAGCUUCAGAAAUCAUUCGGAUUAACGCAGAGACUUAUGAAGCAUGGACUUUACUAUCCGCAUGCUUCAAGGAAUUGGGCGAAUACAACUCGGCUGUCAAGGCUCUGAUGAUUGCUGCCACCUGGAGGCCAAAGCAUCCUGGACCUUGGUAUGCCGCUUUAUACUUUGCUUUGAAUGAGACAGGCGAUCUAAGAUCGGAGUUCCUUAUAUCUGCACAAUACGCUGCACAACAGAUACUCAGAGCAAAUUCACAAGAUCUGGAAGCUCGAAGAAUCAAAGCUUCCAUUAUGCUUGAGCGAAGAAACCUCAAUCAUGCGGCCAGGGAAUAUGAGAUCAUUCUCAAGCGUGUUCCUUUUGAUACCGAAGUCGUUCAGACGUUAGCGUCAAUUUACGUUGAUCUAGGGCAGAUAGAAGUCGCCAUGAAACUUUACAUCAAAACCAUCAAUAAGUUCAAAAAAGCUGAUGUAGAAACAGACACAGUCUUUGGUUGGACAGACGCCUAUGCUUACGUCGAACUGUUCGGUCUCUUGGGAAAAUACAACGAUGGUAUUAAAGAACUCAGGUCAGUAGCUCGUUGGUUAGUUGGAAGGAGGGAAGAGGACUUCUGGGAUGAAUUCAUCAAUGAUGAUCGAGAAUGGGACGACGACAACGUCAGAAGAUCUGAAUGUCCUCAAUUUGAUGCCAACAGAUACCCCGUAGACGCAUAUGGUCCAGGACUCCCUGUCGAGUUACGAAUCAAAAUUGGGCUAUAUCGCUUGUCCCUCGGUCAUUAUAUGGAAGCUUUGGUAAGCCAGAUCACCACUACACAUUAGGAAGUGUUACUAACAAGCCCAGCGCCAUUUUAACUAUCUCAAAACCUCGGAUUACAAUGGUCAAGGCCUUAUUGAGGAGUUUCCUCAACUGUUUGAGGAGGUCGCGGAUAAUUUAGCUCGAAAAGGUCAUAAUAAGGAUGCCUUGGAUUACUAUCUGCCUUUAGCACCAGGCGCUGGUGCCGAGGGUGCCUCGCUCCAACUCAAGAUGGGUAACUGUUGGCUUGCUGAGAAAGUCGACCAAGAGGCCGAACUCUGUUUUCAAAAUGCAGUACAAAUGGAAGAGGAUAACAUCCCAGCAAGAAUGGAGCUCGCUAGAUUGUACGAAAGACUAAACGAGAAGGAACAGUCAUUCAUGUAUGUGAAUGAAAUUAUCGCAAUUCGACGAACGCAACGCCAAAUUGAAGAUCCAGAAGGUGUACCAAAGUCCCUCGAUACUGCAGCUUCCAAAAAGCCGCGCAGCAAACAAACUUCGUUUGCAUCAACUCGAAGACCACAGUCCCGUUAUGUGCCUCGCAGGCUUCUUCACCCAGCAGAGAGAUUAAAGGAAGAAGCCGCGAGAGCAGAGCAUCUACAGAGCCAGUACUCUAUCAUGAAAAUGGAGCUAGAACGGAUGAGAGCCGGGGAUGAAAUGGCUACUUUGAAGUGGAUGGAGGCUGCUGAAGAUCUUAUAGAUGAUUUUAGAGGGUUCAAAGCCUUCUAUCCUUGGGAUAAAUAUGUCAAAUUUUUAGGUUACAGCAACGACGAUAAAUUUCAGGCCGAGACAAAAUUAGAGACUGAUCUGACCGAGAUGGCUGAUCGAUUAUCAAAAAGUCAGUUAUACUCCUAAUACAUGGCUACCUAAAGUACUGACACAUUUAGAACUCGGAGCGGAUGCUGAGGACAAGACGAGUGCUACGUCUGCUAGCAUACCAGCUGAUUAUCGUGGCAUCUCCUUCAGCUCCUGGUUGGAUAUCUUCCUCGAAUAUGCAAUAUGUCUCGCUAAAGAGGGGAAUGACAGAGAAUCAUAUGAAAUUUGUGAAUCGGCCAGGGACGCAAUUGUCUUCUAUCAUAAGCGCGAGGAUAUGUUUUUGAUCCAUGUGUGCUGGGGUAGUGAGUUCAUCUUUCUCUCGAGUGAUUAAUACUCUGCUAAUUAUUAUAAAGCUUGUGCUUUACUAUGUAACGACGAGGAGAUGUGUAUCAGGGUGGCAAGAUAUUUCAUGAGAGAAUAUCAAUUCACCACCGACUCUUAUAGAAUGUACGCAGCCAUAGCUAGGUUGUGUCAGUCUCCGGUCUCGUGGUAUUGUUCAGGUCCUGAACAAAAGUAUAUGCUUCGUCAAGUCAAGGCCAUGGAUUUUAAUCUUGUCGACAAAAGUCGUCGAGAAAAAGGCUAUGCGGAGAAAGCUGGCUACACGUCUCAGGACAAGAAUGGGAAACCAAUCCUCAAUGACGACAUGGACGUCGCUCUCCUCAUGUUAUACGGACAUAUUCUUUACUCAGGAACAAGCUAUGCCUAUUCUCUAAGUAUUUCAAACCAAGCCACCAUAUUAAAUAAAUCAUUUCGCUGACGAAAAGUAUCAUAGACUAUUUUCUGAGAGCUUAUGCACUCGACCCGAAUAAUGCUAUAAUUAACUUGAACAUAGGCCUUGCUUAUGUUCAUCAUUCUCUCAAGAGACAAGCAGAUAACAGGCAAUUCAUGAUCCUUCAAGGUCUAACAUUUCUUUUUGAUUACUACAACUCACGUAAACAGUCAGCGGCUGUUGAGGAGCGUCAGGAGGCGCAUUACAAUUUGGCUAGAGUUUAUCAUAUGCUUGGUGUCUCGCACCUUGCAAUAAAAUACUACCUUCGUGUUCUCAACGAGGCCAAAGAUCAUGAAAGCACACGAGAAGAUAUCACGAUUGAUACUGCCCACAAUCUAAAAAUCCUUUGCAUGAUCACAGGUAAUAGGAAAUUGGCAAAUGUCAUAGCUAGACAGUGGCUUGUAAUUUAGCCGAUCCCUUUUUGCAAAUCGUCCCAAUGAACGGCGUGAAAGAGGACAGGGCGGGGGAGGGGCGAAUUAAGUAAUUUGAGUUUGUUCUUAACUGAAAGCUAAGAAUUUCGCAGUAAAGUAUGUCGAUCAUGAAAAGUCAAAUCAGGUGGAAGGCACUAUUAUAGUGGCCGCAGUGACCCUUCUUGAACUAGAUGCGCGAAGUGGGUUAUCCGGUUGAUCGGAGAGUACUAAAACGGCUCGCGAGUCGAAGCCACUUACAAAAAUCAGCGCAAACCCCACCACCGGUAACAAAUUAAAAAACAGUUACAAGCUGGUGGCGGAGUCUCUUGAAAGUGCAGAGUACUUCCCGAAACGUUGCUCAGACGUAGAAUUUGAAUCAGUAAUUCCGCUCCCACCACCAUUAUU